AUGUCGGGCAAAAGCUCCUUGUCGCUUGAAUCAAAACAGACAUCUGUUACAAUAGUUCAAGAAACGUCAGUCCCAACCAAGAACUACAAUGGAGCUGGUGGUGUCCUGGCUGAGGGUGGCUCACUAGAGUUCUAUGAGCCUAUCGCGGAGUACGAAGGGAGACAUCGAUAUGACCCACUCGCCGAGUGGACAGAGAAGGAAGAGAAGCUACUGGUCCGAAGGCUCGACUAUAGAAUCUGUUCUUGGGUCUGUCUAAUGUUCUUCGCCCUCCAGCUGGACCGGGGCAAUAUCGGACAAGCAUUGUCUGAUGGAAUGCUCGAUGACCUCGGGUUAUCAACUAACAAUUAUAAUUACGGCAUGACGAUAUUCUAUCUUUGCUUCUUGUGCGCAGAAGUGCCGUCGCAAAUGAUUUCGAAAAAGCUCGGCCCCGACGUAUGGAUUCCCAUCCAGAUGGUCCUUUGGAGUGUUGUCGGCAUUUGCCAGGGUCUAGUCACCGGCGAACAGAGCUUCUAUGCGACUCGGGCUCUGCUUGGUCUGAUAGAAGGUGGCUUUAUUCCUGAUGCACUCCUUUACCUGUCCUACUUUUACACGAAUAAUGAGCUACCUAUGCGCGUCGCUUUUUUCUACUGUAUGUCCCACACUACCAGUAUCAUUGCGGCCUUCUUGGCAUUUGGGAUUCUUCGUAUGCGCGACAUACGUGGCUGGGAAGGCUGGAGGUGGCUAUUUGUUCUUGAGGGGGCGUUGACUCUUGUUAUUGGUGUUGUCUCUUGGUUUUACCUGCCUCCGAGUCCGACACAGACUGCAAGCUGGUUUCGAGGGAAAGAUGGUUGGUUCUCAGAAAGGGAAGAGGUCAUCAUGGUCAAUCGAGUCCUGCGAGAUGAUCCAGCAAAGGGUGGUAUGCAUAACCGUCAAGGCCUCACACUAAAACUUAUGUGGGACGCCCUCAUGGACUACGACCUUUGGCCAAUGUACCUUAUGAGCCUCACGCUACUUAUUCCUACCACUCCUGUAUCAGCAUACAUGACCCUCUUCCUGAGGUCACUUGGCUUUGAUACAUUCCAGGUCAACCUUUUGACCAUCCCUGCAACCGCGUUAUUCUUGGUCCAACUGGUCUUCUGGUCUUGGGUUUCCGAAAAGAUUAAUAACCGUAUGGGAAUUGUGCUAUUUUAUUCAUUCUGGGUUUUCCCUCUUUUGAUCGCACUAGAGCUUAUGCCAGCAACUGCUAGUCCUUGGAGUUGGUACGCAGUCACAGUGCUAGUUAUUGGCUUCCCCUAUGUUCAUUCCAUCAACGUCAGCUUAAUAUCCCGGAACUCCGGUUCUGUGCGCACCCGCACUGUGGGCAGUGCAGUAUAUAACAUGAUUACCCAAGCCGGUGCUAUCAUUUCUUCCAACAUAUACCGAACUGAUGAUCAACCCUACUACCGAAAAGGAAAUAAGAUCCUUCUUGCAAUCGUAGCAUGGAACGUUUUCAUCACGAUUUUCACCAAGUUCUACUAUAUACGGAGAAACAGAAUACGCGAACAGCUUUGGAAUGCUAUGGACCAUGAGCAGAAACAUCAUUAUUUGAGUACAACGAAAGAUGAAGGUAACAAGAGAUUGGACUUCCGAUUUGCCCAUUAG
Molecule: messenger RNA, 1620 nt
Organism: Penicillium griseofulvum
Lineage: Eukaryota; Fungi; Ascomycota; Eurotiomycetes; Eurotiales; Aspergillaceae
Product: Major facilitator superfamily domain, general substrate transporter
Exons: 5
Coding region: 1-1620 (539 amino acids)
Biological process (GO): transmembrane transport
Cellular component (GO): membrane
Molecular function (GO): sulfate transmembrane transporter activity
Source: RefSeq, a predicted model, not a curated record